Messenger RNA from Chironomus riparius, 3056 nucleotides. NCBI's taxonomy places the organism in Eukaryota, Metazoa, Arthropoda, Insecta, Diptera, Chironomidae. The record is from the annotation of a GenBank genome assembly.
AAAAAAUUCAUUGCGACAGUCAAAAAAUAUAUUUUUAUUUAUAUAAAUAUCUUAAUUUACAAAGUGUCUUGUUGCGAAUUUUACAAAUAAGACAAGAAUAGUGCUCAAAGUGAUCAAGCUGUCAAGAUUGCAUAGCAAUUAAGGAUGGAAAGCUUCUCAGAAAUUCUUAAUAAUGAUAAUUCAAUGAUUUUGGCUAUAUCAACACAAGCGUUGCUUGAAAACAAUGGAUUGGAUGAUGAAAAAUUUAUUGUGAAUUCAAUAAAGAAAAGACCUCUGGAUGACAAAUUUAAGACUCCAGAAAAUACAGCAAAACGACAGAGAAGGAUCAGAAACACUCCAAAAUCUAUCAAGAAAUGCAGUAGUGCUGAAAAUUAUUUUCUUGAGGAAGAUGAUGAGAUUCCAAACUUGACACAGCAAUUAAUGAGUAUAUUAGAUAAUCAUAGCGAAGGAUCACUGACUCAAUCGACAGAUUGCAUUAAUGAGCUUGUAGGAAGUGAUCAUUUUAAUAUUAUAGAGAAUCCAAUAACUUUAUCUCAGUAUGUCUGUGAGAAAUCAUCAAAUGCUACCGAAAUUUCAACUUCAGAAAUAUCCAGUGCUAAAAAGAAGAAACGAUCGAGUAUGACAAUCAAGCAAAUCAAUGCUUAUGGACCAUUUUUCGGUCUCUCUCAUAGACAAAAAGACUUUUUAUUGCGCUUAAAAGGAAUUCCGAGCCUUUAUGAUUGGCAAGAAGAAUGCUUAAAUCUCAAGUCAAUAGCCGAUAGACGAAAUCUUAUUUAUGCGCUUCCGACAAGUGGUGGCAAGACCUUAGUAGCUGAAAUAUUAAUGCUCAGGGAAGUUAUAUUAAGAAAGAUGAAUGUCAUUUUUGUUCUACCUUAUGUUUCGAUUGUCCAAGAGAAAGUACAAGACUUGAUGCCAUUAGCUGUUGAAUUUGAUUUUCUUGUUGAGGAAUAUUGUUCUGGAAAAGGAUCGAUUCCGCCAGCAAAACGUAGAAAUAAAAGUUCAAUCUAUAUCUGUACAAUGGAAAAAGCUAAUAUCCUACUUGAUAGUUUAAUAGAAUCGAAGAGAAUUAAGGAACUAAGCAUGGUUGUUGUUGAUGAAUUACAUAUGGUUGGAGAUCCUCAACGUGGUCAUGUCUUGGAAUCAUUUUUAGCCAAAUCAAAUUUCGUUGAUGGUAGUCAAAUUCAAGUCAUUGGAAUGUCAGCAACAAUAGCUAAUUUACAUGAAAUCGCAAGCUUCUUAAAUGCAGAUAUUUACACAAGAAAUUUCCGUCCAGUUGAACUCAAAGAAUAUGUCAAAAUUGGAAGUGACUUAAUGUAUAUUGAUCCAAAUCCAUCGUCUAUCUCAGAAACAUUUAAAGUUACUCGAUCUCAUAUUGGAACUGAAUGUCCUGAUAAAUUAUCCAAAAGAGAUCCAGACAGUAUUGGCGUACUAGUGCUUGAAGUUGCGCUUAAGUCAUCAUGCUUAAUUUUUUGUUCAACCAAAAAAGGUUGUGAAAAUGUCGCAAAGCUUCUAAUCGAUAUUCUGCCUAAAGAAAUGAGGACAGUCAAGACAAAUGAGAAGAAAAAUUUAAUUGCGGCUAUAAGAAAUGAUUCGAAUGGAAGUAUUUGUCCACUUUUACUACAAACAAUUCCGUUUGGAAUAGCUUAUCAUCAUUCAGGCUUAACAAAUGACGAACGGAGGCACAUAGAAGAAGCAUUUCGUCUGCAAAUAAUCACAGUUAUUUGUUGCACAUCAACAUUAGCAGCAGGAGUUAAUUUACCAGCUAGUCGUGUAAUUAUUCGAUCGCCUUAUGUUGGUCCACACUUUCUCACAUUAAGUCGAUAUAAACAGAUGAUUGGACGUGCUGGAAGAGCUGGGAAGGCAGAAACUGGAGAAAGUAUUCUCAUUUGUGAUCAAAAAGACUACCAGAAACUAGUCAAUCUUUUAACAUCAAAAAUGGACAGCACGACAAGUGCUUUUAUUAGCAAUAAAUUUUUAUUUCGUUCAUUGGCGUUGGAUUUAAUUGGAACUGGACUUUGUAAAUCUUAUGAAGAUCUAAUGGAAUUUACAAAAUAUUUAUUAUGUCACGUUCAGCAAGAACAAUUUGAUGACAAAUUGAGUGAUGUAAUAGCUAAAAGUGUCGAAGAACUUCUCGUAGAAGGUGCAAUUAUCCAUAAUUUCAAGUCACUUGGAUAUCAAAAGCCAAUCGCUAAAUUCAAGCUGAACAAUGAGGAUGUCUAUUUAUUUCCUGGGGACGAAUUAAGCGUCAGUAAACUUGGAAAAGCAGCUGUAAAUUCUGGAAUGUCAUUGGAAGAAGCUCGAAAAGUGGAAAUGGAUCUUAAAAAAGCCCAUGAAUGCUUAGUGCUGACGGAAUGUCUGCAUUUAUUAUUUAUAGUUGCACCAAAUGAGGCAGUGGAAUCAAGUUUUUUGGAUUAUAAGGUUUACAAUGAAAGUUUUAUGAAACUCUCUGCACCAUUAAUGCGUACAGCAAAUGUUAUUGGAAUAACUGAAAAAACAGCCAUGAAAAUGGUCAUCAAUCCAAAUUUUAAUGAAAAGGAUCUAGCUUUACUAAAAAGAUUUUAUAUUGCAUUAAUAUUGAAUGAAUUAUGGAACGGAAGUGAUGUUUUUACGGUAUCAAGAAUGUUUAAAGUCAAUCGAGGAAUUGUCCAUAAAUUGAUGCAGUCAGCAGCGUCGCAAGCAUACAGUAUAUUUAAAUUUUGUGAGGUUUUUGAUGAAUAUUGGGUAUUUAAAGAAAUUCUUGAGAAAUUUUCUAAGCGAUUGUCUCAUUGCUGUUCUUCUGAACUUUUACCAUUAAUGGAACUUCCUGGAAUCAAGAUCGGACGUGCUAAACUCAUGUAUAAAGAAGGCAUUCGGACAGUUUGUGACGUUGCAGCAUUAACUCCUGAAGAUCUCGUAAAGUCUGUUAAAACAAUAAGUUUGAGGCAAGCAAGACAGGUUGUUAGAGCAGCUAAGCAUGUUGUUGUCGAGGAACUUGAUAAUAUUAAAGGAAAAAUGAUUGAAAUGAUGGAACUGACUAAAACUAAGAAAUGAAAUUGUAUAUACCAUUAAAAUAAUAA